This is a messenger RNA of Paramecium tetraurelia, 924 nucleotides long. RefSeq lists its product as uncharacterized. NCBI's taxonomy places the organism in Eukaryota, Ciliophora, Oligohymenophorea, Peniculida, Parameciidae. The record is from RefSeq and is a predicted model, not a curated record. The transcript is spliced from 4 exons.
AUGGCUUCUUAAUUUAUAUCGAGUCAUGAGACUCUUAGGAUUAGUGAGAUGAAAUUCAUAGAACAAGAAUAGUAUUAUAUCAAUCUCAUUAGAGAGUAAAGGGAAAAAAUGGAAUUAUUAAAAAAUGAAUUUCUAAAAAAGGAUCAAGUCAUCAUUGAUAUGCAAAGCUAACUAAAUGAAUUAUAGGAAGAGAAUGAGUAGCUUAAAGAGAUGUACCAGAAAUCUGUUUAAAAAAAGGAGCAGGAAGUUUAUCGAAUAAACAAACUACAAUAAGAGAAGGAUAACUUGAUAAUAGAUAUGAUUGAAUUGAAGGACAUGAUAGAGCAUUUAAGAUAAGAAAAUGACACUAUGAGUACAAUGUGUAUAAGAAAUGAGGAUUAAUAAAGACAAUCAUAAGAUCAAUUAAUCCUUUUGGGAGAAGAGAAUAGUAGAUUGAAGACUGAAAUAUAAAAAUUGGAUGAGAUUUUAUUUUAGUGUGAACCUUUGAGGGUUGAAAAUGAAAAAUUAAAAGAAAAAUUAAAAUAUUAUAAAUUAGAAAAGAGAAAACUUCAUUAGGAUAUGAAACAAAGCAAAUAAGAGAUUAAUAAACAAAUAGAAGAGUUUAAGUUUAUAAUCACUAAAGAUUUUUAGAAUGAAAUGGAACGAUUAUAAGAGUAUAAGGAGUGUCAUUUAUAGUUAAAUUAAAAAUUAUAAGAUUUAGAAGAGUAGUGUUUGAGUUUAACUGAUGAAAAUAAUCAAUUAAAAUCUGAGAUCUAAUCCUUGUAUAAAAAGGAGGAAAGUGAUAUCAAAAUCAAAUCUGAGAUAGAUAGAGUCAGAUAAGAUCUAAUGUCAGUAAGACAAAAAGAAACAUAAAAAUUAUAUGAACUAUUUAAUGGUAUAAUGGGUUUGAGCAGUUUAGCAAACUCAAGAGAAAAGAUUUAUUGA